AAUUGCAAUGAAGUUAAAACAUUUAAAUUUCCUAAUUUUUAUUCUCUUCGUUUACAUCUAUCAAACAUUUUGCCUUAUUCCGAUAAGAUGGCAUCGACGAGAUCCUGUUAGUUUAUCUAAAAGACUUUCAGUAUAUGGUAAAAAACAAAUGGAAUAUGGCCUAACAAAAUAUAAAUGGAAUGAAGAAUUUUAUGAAGAAAUGCCUGUUGAUCAUUUUUCGUUUAAUGAUCCGAGAAAAUUUAAAUUGAGAUAUUUGAUAAAUACAGACAAUUUUAAAGAGAAGAAUGCUCCAAUUUUCUUUUACACAGGAAAUGAAGGAUCUAUUGAAGGGUUUGCUGAGAAUACUGGUUUUAUGUGGGAUAUUGCACCAGAAUUUGGAGCUGCAAUAGUUUUUGCCGAGCACCGCUAUUAUGGCAAGAGUUACCCAUUUGGAAAUGAUUCUUAUUCAAGUGUCUCCAAUUUGGGCUAUUUGAGCUCAGAACAAGCUCUUGCAGAUUUUGCUGUUAUUAUUACCUAUCUUAAAGAAGUUCGACUUCCUCAUGCCAAAAAAUCACCAGUAAUUGCUUUUGGAGGUUCUUAUGGGGGAAUGUUAACUGCUUGGAUGCGUAUUAAGUAUCCUCAUAUAAUUGACGGAGGAAUUGCAGCUAGUGCCCCAGUUUUUUGGUUUGGAAAUGUUCCUGCGCCUCCAGAACAUUCAUUCGAUGAUAUUGUUACUCGAACAUUUAUUAAUAGUGGAUGUACUUUGCAAUCACUUUCGUCUAGUUUUGAAACUAUCCGAAAAAUGGCCGAUAGCUCAAAUGGAAGAAAGUUUUUAAAUGAACAAUUCCAUCUCUCAUCUGAUUCCCAAGUUAAGAACGCUAAUGAUGGGGAAGAAUUAAUUUAUGCUAUCCAAUCUGUCCUCGAGACAAUGGCAAUGGUUGAUUAUCCUUACCCUUCCAAUUUUUUAGCUCCUUUGCCAGCUUGGCCAGUAAAAGUUGCUUGUAAAGCAUUUAUUUCUGCUCAGAAUCCGGAGCAGAGUGCAUUAGCCUCAUAUAAAGCUGUCAAUUUAUUUUACAAUUAUACUGGCUCGGAGAAAACUCUCUGCCUUUUGGGCGGUGCCUGCGGAGAUCCUUUUAGUGCUCUUGGUGAUCCUGAUGGCUGGCCCUGGCAGGCCUGUACAGAAAUGAUUAUGCCUAUGUGUAGUAGAGGCCCUCCUUUUGACCCAUUUAAUAAAAGCUGUCCAUUCCGUGAUCAACAAUAUAUAAAAUAUUGUCUUGGCCAUUUUUCUAAAAUUGGUUACAAUAAAGACCUUUUCCGUCCAAAUUGGGCAAUUACUAAUUAUGGAGUUGAGUUUCCGACAGCUACAAAUAUUGUUUUUUCUAAUGGAUGGUUAGACCCUUGGUCUGGGGGAGGAUGGAGAUUGACACCAACAUUUGAGGGUUCUCUCUACUCUUUAAUUGUAGAGGAUGGGGCACAUCAUUAUGACCUUCGAGGGGAACAUCCAGACGACACACAAUCUGUCAAAGAAGUACGCCGUCUUGAAAAAAACCACAUUACUCGUUGGAUCAAAGAAGCUCGAGAAAAAUAUAAUCAACAAAAACGAAUAACUAAAGAUCGAAUUCUCUACGCGGAGAUUGCUGAAAAUAUUUUUUAA
This is a messenger RNA of Meloidogyne enterolobii, 1633 nucleotides long. The record is from the annotation of a GenBank genome assembly. NCBI's taxonomy places the organism in Eukaryota, Metazoa, Nematoda, Chromadorea, Rhabditida, Meloidogynidae.